AUGUCCGAAAAAGCCUCUCCCUCUCUCGCAGCCGUCGCCGUUUCCUCUGUCAUCCUUGGCCUGCUGGCAGGCUACUUUAUCGGCCAGGGCUCUAGUAUUGGAGUCUUCGGUGGUUCUGGAAGUGCGAAGCAAGCCAAAAAAAGCUGGCCCAACAGCUACGACGUCAAAGUUCAUGCCGACUCGAGCGACGACCAGGCGGACGAUGAGGACGAAGCGGACGACGAAGACGAAGAUGAUGGGAAAGAGCUGAAUGAUUUCAAGGACUCCACAGAGGAGGUAAAGCUUGUCUUGGCAGUGAGGACUGACCUAGGCAUGGGCAAGGGCAAAAUUGCAGCUCAAUGCUCCCAUGCGACUCUUGCAUGCUACAAAUACCUCCUCAACCAUGUCACCUCGGCCCCUUUACUGAAACGUUGGGAAUGGGGAGGACAACCGAAAAUUGCGGUGCAAGUCAAGUCCGAGGAGGAGUUGGAAACACUUCAAGCACAAGCCAUCAGCUUGGGGCUGUGCGCAAGGAUCAUACACGAUGCGGGAAGGACACAAAUUGCCGCCGGCAGCGCUACGGUCCUGGGUGUUUUGGGGCCUAAGAGCGUGGUUGAUCAAGUCACUGGUCACUUGAAACUACUUUGA
Molecule: messenger RNA, 627 nt
Organism: Fonsecaea multimorphosa CBS 102226
Lineage: Eukaryota; Fungi; Ascomycota; Eurotiomycetes; Chaetothyriales; Herpotrichiellaceae
Exons: 2
Coding region: 1-627 (208 amino acids)
Cellular component (GO): cytosol; mitochondrion
Molecular function (GO): peptidyl-tRNA hydrolase activity
Source: RefSeq, a predicted model, not a curated record